This is a messenger RNA of Dreissena polymorpha, 2435 nucleotides long. RefSeq names its product loricrin-like. The transcript is spliced from 2 exons. Bases 88 to 831 code for a protein of 247 amino acids. The record is from RefSeq and is a predicted model, not a curated record. Lineage: Eukaryota; Metazoa; Mollusca; Bivalvia; Myida; Dreissenidae.
UUGUGCAGGAUGUAGCUCGCGAAUAUCUUAAACAUGUGAAUAUAUUGAAAAAGACUAGUUCAGUUUAAUUUACGAUUCGUGCAGGACAUGGGUAACAGGAGUAGUAGGAAGAAAAAACAGACAUCUGGAUCCAAAAAAGGAAAGAGAUUCGGAACCGACGGUAAAUUCAGCACGAUGUAUGGGAGCAAUCGUUCAGACAGCCUCUCAGGAGGUGACUAUGGAUUUGCCGAUUAUAAUUCACGCAGCGGGCGCAAAACAUGUGGUACAUUUGCAAAAAACGCUGGUAACACUGCUGGUUACUUAGACGCUGAUUUGGGCCAUGGCAAGGGCGGUGGCGAUUGCAGUAGUUGUAGUUGGCGAGUAACGCACGAAAACCAUGGCGGAGAUAGAGAUGGCGACGGCAUUGGUGGAAGCGGUGGUGGUGGGCCGGAAACGCACGGUAACCCAGGCGUUGGUGGUAGUGGUGGAAGCGGUGCUGAUCAAACUCAUGUAGACGGCGGUGUUGGCGGAGGUAGUGGUGGUAGUGGGCGCGGUGAUCAUCAUAACAAUGUAGGCAGUAGCGGAGGCGGUGGUGGUAUCGGGCUCAGCCACGUAGGAGGGGGUGGUGGCGGAAUUGAUAACUGCCAUGUAGGUGGCGGUGACGGCAGUUACGGCGGUGGUGGCGGUGGGCACAGUGCUGAUCAUAGCCAUAUCGGAGUUGGUGAUGGCGGUUUUGGCGGUGUCGGUUGUGGUGGGCGUGGUGCUGCGUGUGGCGCUUGCGGUGGUGGCGGCUUUGGUGGCGGUGGCGGCGGUUGUCACGGUGGCGGCGGUUUUCACGGUGAUUACGAUUAAAUAUGUAAAGAUGCUGCAAAACGAAAAUAUGAACAACCAAUACAACACAAUUCUGUAUUAAGUUAUACCAGACUUAACAUGUAAAACUGUGUAAGUUACUGGCAAAUAUGUAUGUGCCUUUAGAACUGAAAAAAGCUUAGAUAGGCCCACCAUGUUCAAGAGAACCGAGAAGGUCCGUUUGCCGUAGUUAUGUGACUGAACAUUCACAACAUAUGUUGAUACUUAUGAAUCAAAGCGCUGAAGGCACUGACAUUGUUCGCUAUUGCAUGAUCUUAGAAGAAACUCAUUUUUCAAAAUUAUGUUAUAGCUUUUCAAAUCGCAAGUUUGAAAUGAACACAACCCAUUCAGAUUUAUAAAUAGAUUGUCUUAACGCACAUGUCGAGAUGUGUGUGCACUGAUUAUCCUCAUAUUUAUGUUAUAGAGAUAACUUAGACAAAAUAACAACACGUCUGUUGUUUUUUUUACUUUCUGAAAGCAUUAGAAAUAUGAUGAAAAUGGUAUAAUGAGAACCAGUUAAUAUAAAAUAAAAUUUGCAAUCACCAUCAUAUUAAAGGAAUAUUGUUGGAAUAUCGAAUACCUGUCACACUAAGAAUAUAAUUUCAUGAUGGAAAUUCCCUUUACAAACUUUGUUUGACACCAUAUACAAUUCAAAAUAGUAUACAAUAAGAUAAUUGAUGAAAAUAAAUAUAAAAGAUAAAUCUGCGAGCAGUAGUUAAUACUCACGAAUUAGGUAGUCAUAAAGCGCUGUUUACCCUUACUUUGUUGUUGAUGCAUUACGUGUUACCCUAGUAGUUCACAUGGUGUCAACCAGUCUCUUACCUUUACAUUGGUAUAGAACACUCGUGCGCUUUUUUGGCGUAGCGGUUUUCCCAGCUUUUCGCCUUAAUGACCUCUACAUAACGCCAGCAGACACGAAUGAAUAUAUUCGAAUAUUGUAUAAGCUGAUUCGAGAGAAAUCCCCUGAAAUUUGGCUGCAUCACUGUGUCUGGGCGCAACGUAAAGGAUGCAACACUGUUCAAUGUAAGGAAUUCCGGACUACUCUCUGCGUGUUCAAACGACACAUAGACACAAAUUGUGGCCCAGUUAAAAUUACGCGUUUAAAUCCAUCUCGCAGAAUUGCAGCGUCUGUACUCGAUCACUAAAUCCUCAGGGGAUAACAUAAUUGACUAUCGAUAAGCACAGUUUUGCUUUCGAAACGCCAUAAGACCCAUUUUCGCAAGACGCGGCUAUGAAUGUGUGAUUUGAAUGUUUCGAAAGAAAACAGCGUGUUAAAUAUCAACAUACGAUAUAUUUCGAUGGUGGAAAAAUAAACUCAUAAUAAGCCAUGUGAGGCCACAUAUGAUAUGAACUUCUUCUGAGAUCAUGCAAUUAGUCUAAUUUGUAUCUACUAACAUUAAUGUGUGGUUUGACUAUAAUAACACACAUUUCAUGCGGUGAAUAUGCGACUAACGAGUGAAAAAACACACUUAAUAGUUUAACUUUUGUUUUCAAUUUAAUUAUUUAGAAAUGUAAAUUUCAAACUUUAUUUCACAGUCAGCAUUUUCGCAACUUAUGUUCAACGUUUCAUAAAUUGAAAACUAUGAAUAUAAACAAGCUUAACCUUA